Penicillium longicatenatum is the source of this 549-nucleotide messenger RNA. RefSeq lists its product as uncharacterized. The record is from RefSeq and is a predicted model, not a curated record. NCBI's taxonomy places the organism in Eukaryota, Fungi, Ascomycota, Eurotiomycetes, Eurotiales, Aspergillaceae. Gene Ontology annotation, molecular function: acyltransferase activity, transferring groups other than amino-acyl groups. The transcript has a single exon. The coding region runs from base 1 to 549 and encodes 182 amino acids.
AUGUCGUCACUUCCAACGCAGCCUCGAAGCUGGUCUAAAGAAGAUUUCACCAUCUCCACCGAUAAAAAGUACCUGUCAAUUCCAUCAAUCAACAAGGCAUUUGGGGAAGAUUUCAUGUACUGGGUCAACCCAGUCCCAGAACCAGUUUUGCUGGAAAUAAUCAACAACUCCUUCUGUCUUGGACUCUACAGAGUCAUCCAAGGCGCAAACAGCAAAGCUGGAAGCCAGCCUUUGGAGGCCUUGGAGGCGGAAGAUGUUGAACAGAUCGGGUUUGCACGACUGGUCACUGACAGCGUUACUUUCGCGUAUCUCACAGACGUAUAUGUUUUACCUGAGUAUCAGGGCCGUGGGCUUGGUGGAUGGCUCCUUGACUGUGUGAAUGAACUACUGGAUCCACUGCCCUACUUGCGGUGGUCUAUGCUUCGGACUUCGGCGCUGAAAAGCCAACAGUCCUAUGAAAAAAGGUUGGGUAUGAAUGUUCUCCAUUCUGGUGAUAUUAAGGAUGGUCCAGUGAUGAUGGGCAAGAAAGGAAGAGCAGGGAGAGCUUGA